AGCGAUCAGAGCAGUGUGUGCACCAUCAGUCGGCUCUGAGCAGGAUGAGAACAGCUUUUGCUGUCACCUCCCUUCUCGUCUCCUCAGGGCCGCCUCAUGCGAAAGACGGAAAAGACGCAGAGCACUUUGAAGCAUCUAUACUUGAUGGAAACAGCUGACAGCUGAAGGCCAGACCUGAGGAUUCAGUACAACAGGCUGUUACGUGCUUCUACUUUGGAGUUUUUCAGUCUACUGUUGCUUUUGAGACGGAUUCUACAGGUGUGUGUUUGUGUGUGAGCGCUUGACUCCUCAAGAAUCAUCUACAGGUGUGUUUACCUGCCUCGGGGGAUCUAAACAGGUGCAAAAGUUUUCCGGACUACCUUGACGAUGACCACCAUGCAGAAGUUGCUCCAGCUGCCGGUGAACGCAGUGAAUAUGGUGAAGAGCGUGCAGGGGGGCGGUCAGGGCGAGGAGGAAGCUCUGAGUCCGGUGCUGACGCCCGACAGCGGCCCGCAAAACUGGUACAGCGCCGUCCAGCCCGAAGAACUCCGACACCUGAAAUCUGGGGGGGCGGGAGGGGGGGAGUGGUCUGAGGAGCGACCUGCGCUGGAGGAGGGGCUUACCAGCGUUCAGUCGCAACCCUUACGACAUGAUGAUCUGAAGGAGAUGCUGGACAGUAAUAAAGACUCCCUGAAGCUGGAGGCCAUGAAACGCAUCGUAGCGAUGAUCGCCCGGGGGAAGAACGCGUCAGACCUCUUCCCUGCAGUGGUGAAGAACGUGGCCUGUAAGAACAUCGAGGUGAAGAAGCUGGUGUAUGUGUAUCUCGUGCGCUAUGCCGAAGAACAGCAGGAUCUCGCUCUGUUGUCCAUUUCCACUUUCCAGAGAGGACUGAAGGACCCCAACCAGCUGAUCCGUGCGAGCGCUCUGCGUGUGCUGUCCAGCAUCAGAGUGACCAUCAUCGUGCCCAUCAUGAUGUUAGCCAUCAAAGAGGCGGCGUCUGACAUGUCUCCAUACGUCCGCAAGACCGCAGCUCAUGCCAUACCCAAACUACACAGUCUGGACCCAGAACAGAAAGAUCAGCUGAUUGAAGUCAUCGAGAAGCUGCUGGCUGAUAAAACCACACUGGUAGCGGGCAGUGUGGUGAUGGCGUUUGAGGAAGUGUGUCCGGACCGCAUCGAUCUGAUCCAUAAGAACUACCGUAAGCUGUGUAACCUGUUGAUUGAUGUGGAGGAGUGGGGUCAGGUGGUCAUUAUCAACAUGCUUACGCGCUACGCCAGAACGCAGUUCCUCAACCCCAACAUCAACGAGUCUCUGUUAGAGGAGAGCGGCGAGAAGGCAUUCUACGCCUCUGAUGAUGAGGAGGAAGAUGAAGAUAAGAAAGCCGAGGCGGCCGCUCUACCGAAGAGGAAGCCGUACGUGAUGGACCCCGAUCACAGACUCUUACUGAGGAACACCAAACCUCUGCUGCAGAGCCGCAAUGCUGCCGUGGUGAUGGCAGUAGCUCAGUUGUACUUCCAUUUGGCUCCAAAAGCAGAGGUGGGCGUCAUCGCUAAGGCUUUGGUCAGGUUAAUGCGCAGCCACAGUGAAGUGCAGUACGUCGUGCUUCAGAACGUCGCCACAAUGUCCAUCAAGAGACGGGGCAUGUUUGAGCCGUAUCUGAAGAGUUUUUAUAUCCGCUCCACGGAUCCCACGCAGAUCAAAAUCCUCAAGCUGGAGGUUUUGACUAAUUUGGCUAAUGAGACGAACAUCUCCACUAUCCUGAGAGAAUUUCAGACGUAUAUUAAGAGCAUGGAUAAGGAUUUCGUGGCGGCCAGCAUUCAGGCCAUUGGUCGCUGUGCUACAAACAUUGGUGAGGUCAGAGACACCUGUCUGAACGGCCUCGUACAGCUGCUGUCCAACAGAGACGAGCUGGUUGUGGCUGAAUCAGUGGUGGUGAUCAAAAAGCUUCUGCAGAUGCAGCCUGAACAGCACAGCGACAUCAUCAAACACAUGGCCAAACUCAUCGACAACAUCCAGGUGCCGAUGGCCAGAGCGAGCAUCCUGUGGCUGAUCGGCGAGUACUGCGAGCACGUCCCCAAAAUCUCCCCCGACGUCCUGAGAAAGAUGGCCAAAACGUUCACCAAUGAGGAGGACAUCGUCAAGCUGCAGAUUAUCAAUUUGGCUGCCAAACUGUACCUUACUAACUCAAAACAGACUAAACUGUUGACGCAGUAUGUACUGAACCUGGCAAAAUAUGAUCAAAACUAUGACAUCAGAGAUCGGGCCCGCUUUAUACGGCAACUAAUUGUUCCCACUGAUAAGAGCGGCGCUCUCAACAAAUACGCCAAGAAGCUUUUCCUUGCACUUAAGCCCGCCCCCGUCCUGGAGUCUCCAUUUAAAGACAGAGAUCACUUCCAGCUGGGGUCACUGUCUCAUCUGCUGAACGCUAAAGCCGCCGGAUACCAGGAGCUGCCCGACUGGCCCGAAUCAGCGCCUGACCCGUCCGUGCGCAACGUGGAGGUUAUUAGGCUGCUCGAAAGAGUCACCACUUUAACCAGCAUUCCAGACUGGAGCAAAUGCACAAGCCGAAAGGAUCGUAAGGAGAAGAAAGCAGAGAAACCGUUCUACUCGGACUCUGAAGGAGAAUCUGGCCCGACCGAAUCAGCAGAUAGCGAAUCAGACUCGGGCAGCAGGUCAGAAAGCGCUAGCGGCAGUGAUGAAAGCGGCUCCGGUUCAGAGAGCGAAGAGAGUGGAGAAGAGACCGAGUCUGAGGAGGAAGAGGAAGAUGAGGUGGAAGAAAAGAAAAAAAAGAAAAGACUGGACAAGACCAAAGCAAAGAAGCCAGUGGAGGAGAGCGCAGAGAGUGAACAGAGCAGCGGCGCCGAGGACAGGAAACGAGGCAGGAAGGCAGGGAAGAAUCAGAAGAGUGCUUCAGAGUCAGAGAGCGAAUCAGAGAGCAGCGAAUCAGAGGAGUCGUCGGAAGAGGAGUCUGGGGAGGAGUCUGAAUCUGACACUGACAUCAGGAAGAAGAAGACGCCCGUAUCAAAACAACCUCCCAAACAAUCCAAAAAAGAGAGCAAGAAGGAGACGCAAGAAAUGUCUUUGUUGGAUCUGGAUGACUUUGAACCAGCCCCAACAUCAGCUCCAGUGACUCCGAGUAACUUCCUGUCCAGUAGUCUGGUUUCUGAUCUAGAGGGUUUAUCACUGACUGACACUAUUCUGGCACCUACAACCAUUGCACCUUCUGGUUCGAUAAAGAUGUAUGAGCUCCUGCAUCGUAUAACGGGCGAGGGUCUUGCGGUCGAGUACUGUUUCAGCCGGCAGCCCUUCAGUCCAGACCCCAACAUGGUGGCCGUCCAGAUCCAAUUCACCAACAACACCAACUCCGAGACCAAAAACCUGCAUAUCGAGGAGCCCAAGCUGCAGUCCGGGAUGAGGAUCCGAGAGUUCUCUGAGAUAGAGGUGUUAGCAGCAGGUGACUCGGUUACCGUGGUGAUGGGCAUAGAUUUCUGUGAUUCUACGCAAGCAGCAAACUUCCAGCUGUGUACUCACACCCGCAAAUUCUUCGUUACGAUCCAGCCGCCCGUCGGGGAGCUAAUGACACCGGCGUUUCUGACAGAAAACGACUUUAAGAAGGAGCAAGGUAAACUGAUGGGAAUGAAUGAAAUCUCAGAGAAGUUGUCGCUAGGAGAGAAAUGUGUGAACGAACACGUCAUUGUUGAGAGAGUCACGGCCACCGCCAACUUGAGCAGGGUACCUUGCGGUUCUGAUAAAGAGUGCAGUACACCUCCUCCUCCUCCUCCUCCUUCCGCUCCUGUUUACAGAUUCGCAGGUAAAACGGUCAGCAGCGGCUGUCUCGUGCUGGUCACCGUCGCUACGAAGGAAGGCGGCGGAGCUCAGCUGACGGUGAACUGCGAGAAGAUGGUGAUCGGCACGAUGCUGGUUAAAGAUAUUCUGCAGGCCCUGUCGCAGUGAUGGCGCCCCCUAGAGUCAACACCCUCCUGCUGCUGCUUACCGCAUUGAAUCGCAUCGCUGUGUAGAUAUUUCCUCCACGUGGACUGGCUUGUAGCAUCAAAAAUAUACUGAUGUCAGAACCACGAUGACAACAACAACAUUCACGGCCCCAUAAUCAGGAUGUUCCUCCUCUGUUGAAUGUUGCAUGGCAUCAAAGAGUCAGUGUACCAUAAACCUGCCGAAUUACUGCACAAACCUGUGUCAGUUUUAGUUUAGGAUCUCUUUAGGAUAUACAGUACAGUACAUGGCCAAAAGUAUUUGGACACCACCUUGUAAUCAACCAGCCAAUAACUAUCCAUCAAGACUAAUAAUCAUUUUCUUUCAGAUCAAUCGUUGCCUUUGUGAUCUUCGGAAGCUCAGUGGGGUUUAUUUUUAGCAUUUAGCUUUCACGUAUUCUGAAUGUAACAUCUUACAUCUGAUCCCAGACCACAUCCCAAUGAUGACAGCAGAUUUGUUUCCAAGAAACCACAUCAAACUGGUUUGGAAAACAUGAGCUUUGUUGAACAUGAUCAUAUUAGUAUCGUUACACAGUCGAUUUCUGUCGGUUUAGCAAAAUCAAAAGCUUCAAAACACAUCAGUGUGAAUUCACUGCCUUCAGAUUUUGUAGCAACCUCAUCUAAUCUCUCUUGAAAAGAAAUGUCCGUCUUUUCUGUUUUGUUGAAUUUGACUGGUGUUUCACUCAACGUUCAUCAGCUUGUUCUCGUGAAGCUCUCAGAGGAGUACAGUAACUCACAAUCCCAUUAUUUUAAAUGCAAUCUGAAGCUGUUUAUCCUGGUGCAGACUCCAUUAGUAGUUAGUUUUAGACCAAUUUUUUGUUAUGAUGAUGUGCUUGUUGGCAUAAAACAGAUCUUCCUCCUCCCCCAGGUCAACAAAUGAAAUCCAGCUUUACUGACUGACCUCUGUGUGACUGUGGGAAAUCAUGUGUUGUUUGAAUAUUAUAUCUCUAUUUAUUAUAAAGAGUUUUAAAUGUCAAUAAAAGAGAACACACACUCAAA
Molecule: messenger RNA, 4967 nt
Organism: Megalobrama amblycephala (Wuchang bream)
Lineage: Eukaryota; Metazoa; Chordata; Actinopteri; Cypriniformes; Xenocyprididae
Product: AP-3 complex subunit beta-2
Exons: 28
Coding region: 367-3933 (1188 amino acids)
Biological process (GO): intracellular protein transport; vesicle-mediated transport; anterograde synaptic vesicle transport
Cellular component (GO): membrane coat; AP-3 adaptor complex
Source: RefSeq, a predicted model, not a curated record